GUGUCUUGUUGUGUACUAGAUUGUAGUGUAACGCCGCGAAAUAAUUCAGGAAAUUACUCAUUUCACAGUUGUUGCAGCCGGACGUCCGCGAAAACUUAAAAAAUGCCUCGUUGCGUGAUAAUGAACUGCAACAACCCAAAAAUUGUGAGCACCCAAAGGCAAGGACAUAUUUCCUAUCACAGUUUCCCACACGAUCCUGACGUAAAAGAAAAAUGGAUUGCAGCCACGGGCCGGAAAGACUGGUUCCCGACUAAACACAGUACUAUUUGUUCCAUACAUUUCGAAAAUACCUGUUUCAUUGAAGGGAAAAAGUUGCGAUUGUUGAAAAAAACUGCAUUCCCCACUAUUGAUAUACUAAAACUCAUUGACAAUGAUGAUGAGGUAAAUACGGAUGAUACAGAACCAGGCCCGUCGAAGAGGACUCGGCAUGACUCAAACAGCUCGACCGACUCAGAUUCUAAUGAGAAAAUCAUUGAGCAAUGUCGCUUCUGCGCAGGAUACAGCAAAGACUGCAUGGAUACAUGCUACAUACCAUUCCUUAUGGAAAACAAAGCCUCCAUAAUCUUCAACGAUCUAAGUGUAAAACUGGACUUUACAGAUAAUGCUUUACCACAAACUGUAUGCCGUGACUGUAACAGUAAACUUCAGGAGAUAAUUAACUUCAUUACACAAGUAACAGAAGCGCAAAAGAAAUUUAAAGUUAAAGCUAAGAACAAUAGAAAAGUAUAUGAAUUCAAAAAUGAAACAGUCAAAGAGAAAAAUAAACAAACAAGUAAAAAACAUGAUAGCACCAGAGAUACGAUUGAAAAAGAAACAAUUACAAGAAAUGAUGAUGAUGAUGAUGAAGAUACCAGAGAUGCUUUUGAACAUAGAGAUAUUAAAGUAGAAUAUGAAUCACCAACAGAUGAAGAUACACAUAAAAUUAAAAUUGAACAUGAACCAGAUGAUAAUACAGAAAUAACAGAUUCUUUACCUGCUGAAGAACCUGUGUUAUUUAGAGGGAAUAAAAGGAAAAAUGAAGAUACGACUAUAACAAAGAAAGCUAAAGUUAUCUGUGAAGACGUUGCAUUAGAUAUGGAUAUAAAAGAAGAAGUAACAAACGACGCAAAUGAAGAUUAUCCUGAAGUUCAGGUACAAUAUGACAGUGGGACGGCUACAACUGGGAUUGGUACAACUGGGACUGUCACUACUGAGGAUGUUACAACUGGGAUUGAUACAACUGGGACUGAUUCAACUGGGAUUGAUGCGUCUAGUGCUUUAGCCAGUGUAAAAUAUAUUACUAUUGAUGGAACUACUGGAAGAUUUAGUGUUAAAUCUGUAAAUAAAAGAAAAGAAACCGAGUGAACAUUGAAUCGGAAAAAUUAAAGUGACACGAGUGAAAAAAAAAGUUUUCUGAAUAUUGUGAAAUAUCAAAACAAAUUAACCAACAAUAUUUUUAAGUAAAAGUUUAAGUAUAUAAAUUCUAAAAAGCAAGAAUUUCUACAUGAAAAAAAAAAGGGUUAUUUAUUUUAGUUAUGAAAAUGGUUGGCCAGACUACUGUGCCGUGUGUAUUUUUAAUUUAAGGGCGCCACUUCCUACUACGAACUAUCUACGAACUGUCACUUUUUUGGCGUAAAAUGCAUAUAAUGUGGCAACAAUUUAGUAUGGAGUUUUUUAGUUCCAUUUUAUUUAAUUACUAAUUAUUUCAUGUCACACUAUAAGUGUACCUAGCGGAGUUUGGUUCUGACCGCGGCCGGGGUCGGUUGUGUUCCGGGGGCCCUUUACAAUGGCAUUCGCAAUUGCAUCUUGUCACCAGAUGUUGACCGGACCGUGAUAGUUUUUACCGACGCGAGCAUCUAGAUAUGCAGUAUACGUUUCUAUAGAAUAUCUGCUUAUCUCGUAACACGUGGGUUGGUUGUAUGUGAAGUGAAACAGUGAGUGGCAAUGUUAACAGUGCAAUUUACCGGUGAGAUUUUUCCAUUUUACGUCUUUUAAAUAACGGUCCGUUCUUAACAGUGUUUGUAUGUAGGUACAACUACAUUCUGUGUUAUUGGGGUUAAGUUAGUUUAAAAACAAACAACUUA
This is a messenger RNA of Cydia strobilella, 2063 nucleotides long. RefSeq lists its product as uncharacterized. NCBI's taxonomy places the organism in Eukaryota, Metazoa, Arthropoda, Insecta, Lepidoptera, Tortricidae. Gene Ontology annotation, cellular component: nucleus. The transcript is spliced from 5 exons. The coding region runs from base 103 to 1344 and encodes 413 amino acids. Gene Ontology annotation, molecular function: sequence-specific DNA binding; zinc ion binding. The record is from RefSeq and is a predicted model, not a curated record.